UCGAAAACCAAAACAAAAACCUAAACCCUUCACAAGAGAACUACAACAAAAAUAAUGUCUUCACAAAGAUACAAUUUUGCUUUUCUACUAUUAGUUAUUUGUCUACUUUUCACUCAAUCAACUGCAAGUGGUUGUGUUUUCAAAGGCCAUUGUAGAACUGAUGACAUUUGCAAACACGUAUGCAGAGGCCAUGGGUUAGAUCCAAUGUUUCAAUUGUGUGUACCAUAUUCUUCAAAGGGAGGAAAAUGUUGUUGUUUACAUUAUGAUGGGGCACCAUCAUCGAGUGAAGAUAUUUAGUUUUUUUUUCUCUAAAAAGAUACAACUAUAUAUUUGUAUUAUCAG
Molecule: messenger RNA, 342 nt
Organism: Camelina sativa (false flax)
Lineage: Eukaryota; Viridiplantae; Streptophyta; Magnoliopsida; Brassicales; Brassicaceae
Product: defensin-like protein 276
Source: RefSeq, a predicted model, not a curated record